Messenger RNA from Chara braunii, 5090 nucleotides. The record is from the annotation of a GenBank genome assembly. Lineage: Eukaryota; Viridiplantae; Streptophyta; Charophyceae; Charales; Characeae.
GGGCGGCGAACGGCGACGGGUAGUUGAUGAAACUGUGGCGACGAGGGAGAGAAGGGUGGGAGGGGAGGGAUAGGGAGGGCGCUUCUUGUGCUUUCUCUGCAAACACUGGUCGUUGAUUGGAAUCGACGACUCUAGGAGCCAAAGUUAGGUAGAGAGUGAGGAGAGCAGUGAGGACGACGACUGCGAGCGAGGGAGAGAGUUAAAUAGAGGGAGGGAGGGAGGGAGAGCGGAGCUAGGACGAGGAGGAGGUGUGCUCACUGUUACUGCUGCCCCCUCUUGUGCAGCAGAUGUCGUCAACAGAGGCGUUGUCGACUGUGAUCGACUCAGCCGCCUCCUCCGCCCCGUUGAAGUUCAAACGCAGUGCCGGUAGCCCUUCCCGUCUAAGAGCUUUCGGGGUGAUGAAGGAGGGGGGUGGAGCGGAAGAGGGAGGACGAUCAGCCAUCGCCUAUUCCAGCAAGUACCAGAAAGGGCUAGGGGGAACGGUCGUCGAGCGUUCCACAGAAGUGUCGGCAUCGGCGCGCAGUGACGCGGAUGGAGGUGGUGGCAGUCGGGAUGCUGACGUCAUAGUGUUGUCAGUGGGUGGAGGGGGGGGAGGAGGAGGAGGGGAGAAAGGAGGGGAGAAAGGAGUAACGCAGAGUACUAGAGAGGGAAGGGAUGGCAGAGGAGCGAACAGAAUUAGCAGGCUUGGGAGAGAAGGCAGCGGGGGGGGAGUGGGGAGAGGAGGACUGGGACGAGGGACCCCCACUGGGCGGCCCGUAGAGAAAGAUGAUGACGUGGGUCAUGUGCGGGCUUCGGAUAAUCAAGGCGGCGUCAGUCUGAGGAAUGCCUCUGGCGAUGCAUGCGGCAGCGAAGAGGAUGAUUCGACAACGAAUGUAAUGGCUGCCUCACGGGGAGCCUCGUCAGCUUCUGAGGCGGAGCCGAUUGUCGGGGCGGGCAAUAGGCGCUGCUACCGCUCCACGCUGGACUCUUUAUCUCCUGAACUGAAAGCGGCGAUUUUCAAAUACUUACCCGUUCCAGAUCUAUGUCGUAUGUCAGAGGUUAAUCGAUACUACAGAAGACUCUGCUCCAGCGACCCACUAUGGGAAUGGCGUGCUGUAAAGAUGGGUGUAUGCAAAGCCGCGGAGGAAAGGAGCUGGAUGUGGAACUACAUGGCGGCGGUGCUGGGUGUCAUUCAUGCUAAAACGUUUGAUGACUCAAAUUCUGAUCGAAUGGUUGAGCUGAGAGGCGAUAUCUGGAUUGGUGACCCUGUCCACAUAUUCUUCACAGGCGAGGCCAACAAAAACCGAUGGAAGAAUGAGUUUCUUCGCAUCCUGGAUGCACUUGAUAACUCAGACGUCAUUCUGACGUACAGGGGGAUAGCAUCAGGGGUGAUCCAGACGAGGUGGGGGGAGGGUGCGUAUCCAGCGACACGGAGAAGGAAGCACCUUGGCGACAUCUUCAGUAGCUCGGGCCUCAUAGCAGUUGUACCAAGACCUCUUCUACGCAUCCUUGAGCGGGAAAAUGGGAAGCCGACGCCCGAAAAAUCGGGUAUUCUUGUCAGAGGUGUGAACGGAAGGAUAUGCACCAGUCGCGAUGGGGACUUCAUGAUUACAGCCAAUAACCCUGCCAAAGGUGUCGUCCAGCAGAUCGGUGACAAUUUGGAAAUGCAUGUCUGCGUUGAUGUCCUCGUCACGACAGGUGGAUUUUGGACAGUUGAUAGUGAUGACGAUGAUGACGAUGACGAGGACAAUGAGGACUACGAUGCUUUUGCUGAUUCGAGCGAUGAGUUAUUGUAUGGUCCAGGAGGGGCUGGGGCUGGCAGUGGAUGCGGGGAAGGACCGGCCAGUGAGAAAGGUAGGUGCGAGGGGGCGAAGGAAGCAUCGAUGGAGCUCUGUCUCACCUCUCAAAGCGAGCAUCGUAGCCAUCUAUCUCCUUUUCCAAGGAGAGAAUUGCUCACUUGGAAGGGACACAAUGCUGGCUUGCAUUGUAACUGGCGCAGGGUGGAGGGCAGGGAGGCAGGGCUAGAGGAGCGCUCUGUCUCCUCUCACGGAAAGCGUCAUCAGCGACUCCCGGAAGAAGCGAAGGAGGGCUCUUAAGCAUUUGGAUUCUCCGCGUUGGCAGUUGGCAACCUCUAAGUGUUUGGCUUGUGUGUGUGUUGGUUAAGGAAGCUUCUCUCUGGGAGUGGGAACUGCCUUCUUGGUGUUGGUAUUUUGAAAGACCUCUCCAUGAAUUGCGUCCGGCAGCGCCCUACAUUUUUCUUUGCAAUUGGGAGGGCUGAUUGUCCAUUCUGUUGCUGGAAAAAAGGGGGUGGGAAUGGGGUGAAGAAUUUCAAUAAGCGGGAAUGCAGUUUUGCGUGUCACGUUCUGAAGGGACGCGGAGUCGCUACAGAUGAAGACUUCGGAAUGUACGGAAAAGUGUUGGCGGAGCGGGGGAGCUAUAUCUUGAGAACGAAUGAGGGUCUCUUUGCCUGCGUUGGCUGUGGGGAAUCCUCUGGCUUGUUUUGGUCUCUUCAGGAAUGUAGCAAAUCAACGGCAAUGUGUUUGCACAUGUUUGAGGAGCACUGUAGUAUGCCCUGAUCUAUGUUCUUUCAACAUCAUGAAUCUACUGCGAAUAACGCCUAUUGUUCACUCUGUAACGGAGAGUGUACGUACUACCAGAGGAAUACCUGGGUUCGAUACAGGGCAGAGGAGGAGAGGAGGGGGGGGGGGGGGGGGGGGACGGCGACGUGUAGAGUGCGGUGGAGAUUGAACGUGGAAGGGUAGGGUUUGGUGAGGAAUGGAAUACGUGUGUGUGAUGAUGGAACUGGGAGACCACAGGGGUAAAUGGAGCACAGACUGACUGGGUUAUAGGACUGAAGGCACCGCUUAUGGGAUGGACAUGCUGACAGCUGCUCUCCUCUCUCUCUCUUUCGAAGUCGUUCGUUUUGCCUCCAUGGCUGUGCUUCCCUCUGUCUUCACACUCUGCCGCUGCUCUUUUUCCAUUGGAUGUAUAGUUCUGAGAGGGGCCUGGCAGCGGGGUAAAGAAACUUGUACGAUGUAUUGCUAAGGCCAAACGAGGCAGGAGUUGUUGUCCCUAGUCCUGGCAUGAGUGCUAUGCGUCUAUGCCACUUGUGAAACCUGCUGUAAGCUCUUCCGAGUACAGUGAGCCGAAAGGGUUCAUUUGCGUCUUCUUCCCGAGAGAGAGGGGGAUAGGCUGCUGCUUCCGAUAAAAUUGUAUUUCAUUGUUUUGAUCAUUUUGCUCCUUCCAGGCUGUUGUUGUGAUAAUCGAACCUUUUACAAAACCCCUUCCUUCUGAGAGAGAGAGAGAGAGAGAGAGAGAGAGAGAGAGAGAGAGAGAGGCCGCUGCUGCCGAGCACAUGCAUCCUGUCAUUGUGAUCGUCUAUCCUUCAAAACAUGCCAUCCGCUGCUGCCGAGCACACGCAUCCCGUCAUUGUGAUCGUCUAUCCUUCAAAAACAUGCCAUUGUUGUGAUAACCAAGCAUUCGUACAAUGUCCAUGGCAUCGUCUCAAUGUCCCAAUUUAGCACAUUCAGCAAUUCUUUUUCUCCUUUAUCCUGGAGAAGUAAACUUCGACAUAGGUUUUCUUGAAGAGAGCCCUGGCCCGAGCCAACUUUAAUGCCCACUUUUCUCAGCCAAAGACUCAAUAAUAAGGUUGGGCUGUAGUGCUGCUCCAUUUGGCUGAAGGUCUCCCACCCAUUAUGUGCUUCUGUCCGUUUUCUUUAUUCCACCCGUUUAUAUGUGGUUCUGAUUUUCCUCCUUUUAUGAUUUUGUAGGGUUGCAAUAAUUGGACUAGGAACGACGUAGGAUCAACCCCGUUGGUACAGGCUUUUUCCUGCCUUGCGCGCGCAUGCAACUGCUGAUUAGAAUACACUAGCUACUCCACCGACUUUUUUUGUUCGCUGUGGAUUGAUGUUCGGUGCUGCCUUCCUAAUAUUGGCGGAUGUCGUCUUGAAGAAACCUGCGCUUGAGAUCUUCUACUGGAUCCCACUACUAGUGGAUCCACAGCUGACUAGUUAGCUGCAGCCCUCUGGUAUCACAUACUUCUAGUGGACCAAGAGUGUCUGCGGUCUUCAAGUAGAUCUCUCUCCUCUUGAAGAAACCUGUGCUUCAGUUAUCAGGUGGUGCAUCCUCAUCUCAGUUGGCCAGGGAGUUCGAUUUGUCAUCGCAGUGGCUGAUGGCAACAGUUUGGUUCUGCUGGCGAUACGUGCAGCGUCGCGAUAGCUGUGUACUCCUGCUGGUGAUACGUGCAGCGUCGCGAAGGCGACAGUUUGGUUCUGACGCAUCGUUGUGUCGCCGGAAGCUACGUUGAAGGAAAAGAGUCUUUGAAGGCGGAGGGAGGAGGUAAGCCGACCACGUGUUCCGUUUCAACACUUGUUGGGGGAAUCAUGGUAUGCAGUUGAAGAACAUUCGGAAUGCAUUUCGCUCAAAAAGCCUAUCUGGCAUCUUUUGAAAGAAGAGGGAGAAGGGCUGUAACUACUCUGGUGGAGAAGGCAUCCAUUGUCCCAGGACCCGGCGGACCAAAGGUCUUUGGUCAAUAAAGUUACGUGUGCCUACUGGAAAGGCAGGAGAAGCGGUGACCGGAAAUGGCGAUACGAAUGUGUGGGCUGGCUUUUAUGUGGAGGGGGGGGGUGUUUGGCUGAAUAUUGCAAAAAGGACGGUUGCGAAACACGCGGUUAGAUAUGUACGGUGAGGAAAUGUGAACAAGUUAGGAACAGAUGUACGCUGAGACACAAGCGAAGGGCUCUUUCAUGUGGCGAGGGAGGGGGUUGCUCUGGGUGAGUUCGAGCUCAAUACUAUCGACCUGAGUAGCUUUCUGCUUCCUUCGAUCGUCUGUGAAGUGGUGUAUGUGAAGUGGUGUAUGAUGUGCUGUGGUGGCCAAUAAAACAUUUCGUAGUCUAUACCAGUCUGAGGCUCGUUCCGAUUAUUAAUCAUCCUGGAACUAUUCUCUCAGGAGAUGUUGUGAAAACAAUUAUCAACUGGUAGUGUACUGCUCUCACAGAGAGAGAGAGAGAGAGAGAGAGAGAGAGAGAGAGAGAGAGAGAGAGAGAGAGAGAGAGAGAGAGAUGCGAGUGUGGUAGUGGUUCGCAUGAGAAGAUGGUUUUGUGCAUUUUGUA